AUGGUAGCUCCUCCCGCCACUGCUUUGACGACGCCGUGGCCCGUGACCAACCACUCCACCAAUAUACGGAUUCAAGGCAACGACUCCCCGGGCCAUUCUCACCUGGGUGCUGGCCCAUCCGGCCUAGUUGCAGCCAAGUCUCUUCUUCACGACCAGCCCAGGGGGACCUUCCAUGUCACCAUCUUCGAAGCCCAGGACCGUCUAGGUGGUCUUUGGCCCUCGAAAAAGGAUGACCACGCCGCUCUUGUUCACCCGCUCAUGGUAGCUAACCAGAGCAAACACACGGUCCAGUUCAGCGACUUGGCCUGGCCCGACGACGCCCCCGAAUUUCCCAGAGCUUGGCAUAUUGGACGCUAUCUCGAGAGAUACCAUGAUCGAUACUGCCGGGACGCCAAACUCCACCUUGGCGAGCGCGUGCUUCACUCUGAGCUGCUUCAACCGUCCGACCAAAGCGCCGAGGGAGCCAAGUGGAAGGUCAGGACAUGUGGUCAAGAUGGCCAACAGGUCGAUCAUACGUUUGACUACCUGCUUGUCGCAUCUGGUUUCUUCGGCAAGCCAGUGAUACCUCCACCAGUGGCCGCCAGUCGUCAUGUCCCGGUUGUCCACAGCAGUCAGUACAGGACUCUCGGCGCCUUACUCAAGCGGGCGACAGGCGUAGGGCACAAGAUUGUGGUAGUUGGAGGCCAAAUGUCAGGUGUCGAGAUAGCUGGGACUGUCGCAACCCAUCUUUCCUCGGCACAGCACUCGCCUGGUCCAAGCCCUGUUCAGAACGUGGACAAGUACUCGGUCCACCAUGUUUCCCAAAGGCCUGCCUGGCCUGCCUCGCCCGCACCGCCAUUCUUGCCCAUGGAUCUUUGCUCAUACAACCUAGCCAACCGAACCGAUAAUUUAACCAAUAUGCAAGGCCAUGUCUCGACAGAGGCAGCAAAGGCACUCCAUUCAAUCUACGAAACGAUGCUGGGGACUGACCAGUCCGACUUCUCCCCCAAUCUGGCCAUCGCAAACACCGACAUGGGCAAACCUCCUUACCUGGCCGUUAGUGACACUUACGCAGACUUUGUCCGCACCGGGCUCAUAUCGGUGUCGUAUGGAAAAGUAGACUCUCUGACCGGUAGUACUGUUACCGUCACAACAGCUCGGGGAGAGGUAAGCAAGAUCAACGACGUUGCGGCAGUAGUGCUAGCAACUGGCUUCGAGUCAGCAUCAUCCAUCUCUUUCCUACCAUCCUCUGUCCGAGAGACUCUGUCGGUGCUGCCGUUUGACCUGAACAAUACUGUUGCCUUGGCCUUUCAUGGUACCCAUCAUCCAGCAAUUCCCUCCUUGGGAUUUGUGGGUUUCUACCGAUCACCUUAUUGGGGUGUCAUGGAGAUGCAAGCCCGCUUUGUCACAGCUUUAUGGGCGGCCGGAGGACCUACUUCUUCGUCACUUCCUCCCAAGAUGGCCGCCGCCCUUGAAAAAGACGAUUCCAUUGAGCGGACUUUGACUCUGCGAACUGAUCCUCAGGUUUCUCAAUUUCCCAUGGGCGAUUACCCAUGGCUCAUGCAAGAGUUUUCGAGGGCUCUGGAAAUUGAGCGCAUACCACCGUUGGGGAAGAUGCCUAGAGUUCCACCAGCUGACAAAAGCAUGGACAUCCUGACACCAGCACGCUAUCCGGCUAAGCGAUCAACUGAAGCACAGCGCACAGAAGUCACAAAGUCCAUUCAGCAGACUGAAAGCACAGCAUGGUCUGGUGUUUCCUCGGCAAGGUUUGUUGCAAAAGCCGUCUUCCGUUCCCUCUUGGGCGAGUGGAAGCUUGAGAGGGAUCUUGUGAGUCGUCUUCCCACUCACCCAAGCGGCCAUUUUAGCGGUACUGCCAGGUUCCUACUCAGGGAACGUACAAGAGAUGGACGUGAAGCAGAGCACGAUGCUGCUUCGGAAAGGGGUGACCACGUUGGGUUGGAGUAUCUCUACAUUGAGGAAGGCAUGUUCGCUGCUUCCAACGGCUUCUCUUUCCGUGCAACAAGGAGAUAUGUCUGGAGGUAUGAUGAAAGGAAGGACACGUUGAGCGUCUGGUUCGUCAAGACGGACGAUCAAAAGAGGGCUGAUUAUCUGUUUCACCAAGUGGAGUUCAUCAUUCCGGACACGGAAACCGAGGGUGCAUCCCAAGCAUGGCGAGCAAAUGCUGGCCAUCUAUGCAUCGAUGACUUCUACGACGUCGACUACCGCUUCAACUUCAAGGCCGUCAACCUCAAGGAUUGGUCUCUAGCCUACCGAGUCAAGGGACCGAAGAAAGACUAUACGAUUGAGGGGACAUACACACGGUGA
Molecule: messenger RNA, 2304 nt
Organism: Sordaria macrospora k-hell
Lineage: Eukaryota; Fungi; Ascomycota; Sordariomycetes; Sordariales; Sordariaceae
Source: RefSeq, a predicted model, not a curated record